Molecule: messenger RNA, 1317 nt
Organism: Ostreobium quekettii
Lineage: Eukaryota; Viridiplantae; Chlorophyta; Ulvophyceae; Bryopsidales; Ostreobiaceae
Source: the annotation of a GenBank genome assembly
AUGGUGAUGGAGUUUCCACAGGAGAUGACUGGAUACCAGCGCCUUCUCGCCCACCGGAUAUCGCAGCACUAUGGGUUGCAGACGAGCUCGGUCCCUGGGGUCAGGAGUCAAUCGCGUGUGGUCGCUCGCCGCUGUGCUCAGACAAGAAUUCCGAAGGUGAAGAUAACAGAACUAAAGAAUGUUCAUUGCCCUCCGGAGGCAACCAAGGCUGCUCCAGAGGUUACCAUCAAGCGCAGGCUUGGAGGGGCCGCCUGCAGGCCAUCUGCUCCUCAUGCUGGCGAUGGCAGUGGCCCCACAUCCAGCCAGGUCAGGACAGUGAAGGAGAGGGAGCAGGAGUACAAGGCUGCAAGGGACAGGAUAUUGGGGGAGUCGUCAGAGUCUGGGAGAGGGGGUGGCAGUGUUGCUGGCCAGAAGGAGAAUGUGGUUGACAAGGGUCAGAAGGCGGCAGACGAUCCAAAGAGCAAGGCGGUGUUCAGAAAUCGCGAGAAGGAGAUGCAGGACCCCGAUUAUCGGCGUAGACCCAGUCGGUUUCAACGCGGCUUUGAUCCAAAUGGUGCAAACUACUUUGACAGGCAAAAUGCACAGGGAAUGUACAAUGUCCGGUCCUACAACACAGAGUUCCCCGUGUUGUCAGGGGCGAGGUCAGCCCCAACCAACGUGGCCGCUGCGCCAUUCUAUCCGCCAUCCAUGACCCAGUGGCCCCACCACGGGGGGAGCGUCCCCUCUGCUCCAGCACGGACCAACUCACUGGGCAACCACGAACAGGGCGGCUUCCAGCAGAGCAUGUCUGGGCCCAUGACUCCGGGCCCACAACCCUACAGCAUGCCUGCCUUCACGAUGCCCCCCCACCACUACUCAAUGCCCAGGAUGCACUACGCAUACCCACCUGACAUGAUGGCAGGACCUUCUCCGCCUGGGGCGAUGUACCCACCACCCGCUGGUUCUCAGCACAUGCCUUUCAGGCCAGUGGGGAUGGGCCAGUAUAGGGGUAUGCCGGGCUAUAUGAUCCCCUCGAUGCCUGGACAAGAGGGCAUGGGCAUGGUGCCCUCCAUGCCUUACCCAAUGUAUGGUGCCUAUCCCAACCACCCCAUGGGGUACCCGGACUAUGGGGACAUGCAUGGGUACCACGGACAACACAUGGUUAAUGGCUUUGCCAUGGCUGGGCAUCACGACGCCAGCUCGGCAGCAGGAGGUGGCGAGCAUGCAGGCCGUGGGGCAGGAGGCGGUGGGGGAGGCUGCUCCUCUCCAAGGGCCGACGCUGGCAGUGUGGCGCCAAAGGUCGAGAACACCAGCAAGCCUCAAGCUGUGGAGAAUUGA